UAAAAAUCUUACCGACCACAAACAGGUUAAAUAGGUAAAAAUAAUAAAUUUUCAAGUAGAUUUUUAGCAAUACUUUAUGGUACUAAACAAGUUUUUUUUUAUUUAGGUUUUGGGAUGUUCACUAGGUUUUUGUUCUGUAUAUUAAGAUGCUCCUUUCUCUUGAUCCUGUACAGGAGGAUAUUACCUCACCAGUGCAUAUGGAGCAAUGUCACUGAUUAAGAACUUCCAGGAAGAGCAGGCUGCUCGAGUACUCGGCUCUACAACACGCGACACACUCCACCAGUGGCACCAGCGUCGCACACUGCAGAGAGACCUGCCCUCAGUGGACGACUUCCAGAACUACAUGCGAGUGGCCCUGCAGAAGGCAGAUAGCGGCUGCACGGCUAAAACCCUUCAGGUGCGGCCCUACGCCACGACAGAAGAGGUGUGUCGUCUUUGUGCGCUCAAAUUCCGCGUGUCUGAUCCAGAAAACUACGGCCUGUUUCUUUACACGGACGAGAGCAGCCAGCAGUUGGCCGCAGACACACACCCACAGUGGAUAAAGGCAGAGUUACACAGUCGACCGAAGCGUGAACACUUUUACUUUGUCUACAAGUCGAUACCCAGCAUGAACUGCUCCACUCCUUUGUCUUGAAAGCAGGACGUUUCCUGAACACUCAAUAGACGGAAAGUGUUUAAUGAGGGUGUGACUUUAAGGAAUGUGUAUAAAGAUCGGGAAAUGAAAAGGUCUCAUGGACAGAGUGGCUCAAAAAAUAAUAAUUUAAUUGGCACUUUACAUGAAUAAAGUACAUCUGGGUUGUUAAAAUGAGUACUUUCAAAACAGGCUUGGGUAACAGGGUUGCACAUUUAGCCUAAAU
Molecule: messenger RNA, 857 nt
Organism: Sinocyclocheilus grahami
Lineage: Eukaryota; Metazoa; Chordata; Actinopteri; Cypriniformes; Cyprinidae
Product: ras and Rab interactor 2-like
Exons: 2
Coding region: 206-634 (142 amino acids)
Biological process (GO): signal transduction; vesicle-mediated transport
Cellular component (GO): endocytic vesicle; cytosol
Molecular function (GO): small GTPase binding; guanyl-nucleotide exchange factor activity
Source: RefSeq, a predicted model, not a curated record